GUAAGCGAGGAGCGUGCAGGCUAACCCUGAAAUGGCGAGAGAUGACGAGAUUAGAACGAGAUGUAAAGACAGCUGACGUCAGUCAAAGUUGGCUUAUCUUUUAGCUUUGAUAACAACAACAACUUGGGGGAAAAGCUAAAAACGAACAAAAAAACAAGCAAAGCGAAAAAAAAAAACGAAACGAACAAAAACAAAAAAAAAGUAAAAGACAGGAAACAACAACAACAACAAAAAAAACACCCCCUCCUUUUUUUAUAAUACAUCAUUUUAGACCUUUUAAAUUUGUUAUAUAUUUAUAUAUACAUAUAUAUACAUAUUUUUUAAGAAGGGGAAAAAAGGCCCAAAAAUCAACAACUCAAGGAUAUAUAAGGAAAAGAGACGUUAAACAUCAAGCAAAACAAACAAACACACAUACAUAUAUGUGUAUACACACACACACACAUUAAUAUAUCUGCACACACAUUGACACAACCAUAACAAUAGUAAUAAUAUGUUGUUAUUAGUAUUGUUAUAAUACUAAUAACAUUUAUUAUAAUAUACUACUAAUAACUGUAACAGUAUUAAUAGUGAUUAUAGCUUCAUACAAAAUUGGAUUUAUUUUAGAGCAGAUUUAGAAAAGCAAGAUUGUAGGCUGACAUGAGUUCUGAUUGCCACGCACUUGUGGUGAAAGAAGGUUAUCUAUGGAAACGCGGAGAACAUAUUAAAAAUUGGAGGAAACGAUAUUUCCUUCUACGGAAAAAUGGUGCCUUCUUCGGUUUUCGGGCGAAACCUGAGAAUGACGCCACAGAACCUCUUAAUAAUUUCACAGUUAAGGGAUGUCAGUUGAUGAAGCAGGAUAAACCUCGGCCCAAUACAUUUAUUAUCAGAGGACUACAAUGGACAACAGUCGUAGAACGCAUGUUCUGUGUCGACAGCCCAGAAGAAAGGGAAGAAUGGAUGCAAGCCAUACGCUCGAUUGCGGAAUCUUUAGCAGAAACGGAAGGAAUUGGUUGUGCUGAAUUAAAUAAAUCUCGAAAAAAAGUGUCUUGUCAGGAUGGUCAAGAACCCACAUCACUAGACGACUUUGAGUUCCUGAAGGUAUUAGGCAAAGGAACAUUUGGUAAAGUUAUCUUGUGCCGAGAGAAAACUACCAGCGACCUUUAUGCUAUAAAAAUUUUGAAAAAGGCUGUAAUUGUUGCCAAGGAUGAAAUUGCUCAUACUUUGACAGAAAACCGAGUUUUACAAAAUACCAGGCAUCCAUUUUUAACACAAUUAAAAUAUUCAUUCCAAACAGCAGAUCGACUAUGUUUUGUUAUGGAAUAUGUGAAUGGUGGAGAACUGUUUUUCCAUUUAUCGAGGGAGCGAGUAUUCACUGAAGACAGAACACGUUUCUAUGGUGCAGAGAUAAUUUCCGCAUUAGGUUACCUGCAUGAAAACAAUAUAGUAUACAGAGAUUUGAAGUUGGAAAAUCUAUUGUUAGACAAAGAUGGACAUAUAAAAAUAGCCGACUUUGGAUUAUGUAAAGAAGAAAUGUGUUUUGGUGCAAGCACCAAGACUUUCUGUGGUACCCCAGAAUAUUUGGCUCCAGAGGUACUUGAAGACAAUGACUAUGGGAGAGCUGUGGAUUGGUGGGGGACGGGAGUUGUUAUGUAUGAAAUGAUGUGUGGUCGGUUACCUUUUUAUAAUCGUGACCAUGACAAGCUGUUUGAACUAAUCAUUCUACAGCCCAUACGAUUUCCUCGAACCCUUUCAGAAGAAGCCAAAUCCUUAUUAGAUGGCCUUCUCAUCAAAGACCCAUCAAAAAGGCUUGGUGGAAGUGAAGACGAUGUCAAAGAAAUAAUGGCUCACCAAUUCUUUGCCCCUGUUCAUUGGCAUGAACUUCUUGAGAAAAAGAUUACACCACCAUGGCGACCAGAUGUGAAAUCUGCUGAUGAUACAAAAUACAUCCCUGAGGAAUUUGCCCGUGAGCCCGUUGCUCUCACUCCACCGCAGACAAUAACUCCACCCCUUGAGGCUAUUGAAGAAGAUGAGUUCGAGUUACCCUAUUUUUCACAGUUCUCCUAUCAUGGCAGUAGAAGUAGCUUGGGAAGCUAUCUUAGCGCAUCUGCAGCAACUGCAGAAUUAUUUUAACAAAAAAAAAACCCAAAAAAAACCAAGCAACAGGAAGAAAAAUAUAAUAAUAAUAAUAA
Octopus sinensis (East Asian common octopus) is the source of this 2168-nucleotide messenger RNA. RefSeq names its product RAC-gamma serine/threonine-protein kinase. The transcript is spliced from 14 exons. NCBI's taxonomy places the organism in Eukaryota, Metazoa, Mollusca, Cephalopoda, Octopoda, Octopodidae. The coding region runs from base 637 to 2109 and encodes 490 amino acids. Gene Ontology annotation, molecular function: protein serine/threonine kinase activity; ATP binding. The record is from RefSeq and is a predicted model, not a curated record. Gene Ontology annotation, biological process: protein phosphorylation.